AACAAGCCACCGAAUACAACUACAAAAGCGUUCUCUGAUAAAAGACUCCGAUUUUUGUCUGAACAGCUGCCAAAACACAGGCCGAGCUGCUCAACCCGUCUGACCAUAUUUACCGGCUAGUAGGAAGGAAGCGGGUUCUAAAGUGCUGCUGAGGAAACAUCCUAGAUGUUAUUUGUAAGAAAAUAGCACACUAGUGCGGCAAUUAGAUUAAAACAUAUCAAACUGAUCAAUGUAGUGAAGUAAUACUGAAACAGCUUUCAUGUGCUUCAUUGGCAUGACAAAUAAUUGCCCUAUUUGUAUUGACAAAGCAAGGGUAGUGGAAAGUCUCCCUCUCUGUAUGCGUGUAUCUGUGUGUGCGCGCGCGCAGAGAACAGAAGGAUAUGGAACAUCCAAUAGGGACCAAUAAAAUAUUCUAAACUACUUUUCCAUUUUGCACUCCCAGUCCUAAUAAAUGAGGAGACGUUGUUUUUUUAAAAGUAAAAAUAAUCACAUAAAAUAAACAUUCUUGACAUAAACUAGAAAUUGUGACUAUAAAAGUGCAAUCCCGCCUAAAUUAAUUAGUUAAACAGAGCUAUAUUUUUCAGCACGCCUCACCGCUAGAUGGCGCACAAAACACACUAAAAAUGCACUAUCCAGUUUCAACGCCACACAUUCUGCAUGAAUGACGAUUGCACACUGUCGUCUUUAGCUGAUAUCGGAGGCUUUAUGUGUUUCCUGUAUCUGUUACAAGGCAAAAUCAAGACGGAUGCGUUUGAGGAAUACAUGCAGAAUACAUGCGUAAUGAGUCCUGGACAUCGAGAUGACCAGUGUAUAGUGAGGUCGGUAUAUAUAGGCGGGUUUGUGUACAUGUACACUGGGUACGAGGAGAUACCAUGCUUCAGUCCAAAUAACAGGACGGAGACUUCAGUGUGUCGGAUGUUUCAGACAGGAGAAGACAGGCUGUCAUGUUGAAGAUAUGCUGAUGCACUCAUUUGCCUGUGCAAAUGCUUUAAGGCUGUUUUGGGUGUAACAUUUGAAACAGAAGUGAAGUGAGACUGCGCAAUAAGAAGUAGAAAGAGACACAUUUCCCAUGGUUUGUGGCUGAUCUUGCGUCUGCAGGAAUGGUGAUCCGUGGCCUGUGGGUUUGUAAAAUCCGUCUGGUGAAGCACUUUGGGCUGACCCCGGUCCUGUGCCUCCUGGUGUUUUCCUGCCUUUUUGCAGGCCUCUUCAUCGACUACAUUGAAUCAUGGGUUACUUCUCUAAGAAUGAAUGGAGUCGGAGGUACCCACGGCGGGAUUCUUCCUCAGAGCGUGCCCCCUACGCGUCCAGAGGAAUACCUCCUUAUGCCAAGCCCGCUUGUCUGCCAGCGUGCAAAGCCCUACCUUAUCACCUUGGUGACCUCGGCUCCUGCUAACACUAAAGCUCGUCAGGCAAUCCGUGACACUUGGGGUGGUGAAGUGCAUGUGCGAGGUUAUCGGGUCAUGACUUUGUUCAUGUUGGGGCAGGCAUCAGAUCCUGUUUUGACCAAACAACUGGCAGAUGAGGCACGGGAACACGCAGACCUGGUGCAGGGUCGCUUUCUGGACUCCUACGCUAACCUGACCUUAAAGACUUUGUCCAUGUUAGCUUGGGCCCGGCGCUUUUGCCCUGAAGCUCGCUUCCUAGCCAAGGUGGAUGACGAUGUGAUGUUCAACCCUAGUGCACUGCUACAGUACAUCAACCUUAACUGGGGGGCAGAAGAGCGGGAGCUUGAUGAACUCUACUUUGGUCGGGUUCACUUGAGGGUGGAACCGGACCAUAAUCCAACCAGCAAGCACUAUUUUUCUAAAGAUGCUUUCGCAGGUACGGUCUUCCCAGAUUACUGCAGCGGCACAGCGUAUGUGCUUUCCCGUCCCGCUGUGCUAAAGCUCUCUCUGGCAGCAGCUGCUGCCCCGUUGCCCAAGCCCUUGCCUCCUGAAGAUGUGUUUGUAGGUUUGUGUGCCCACACAGCUGGCAUCACUCCCACCCAUUCCCCACUUUUCUCCGGAGGACCACCCGUGCCGUAUUCACGCUGCUGCUACCAGGCCAUGGUGUCUGUCCAUCAUACUCAGCAUGAGGAAAUGCUCCAGUACUGGGCAGACAUGCAUUCCAAACCUCCCUGCUCCUGGGUGGGCGUCCGGACAUCACUUGGCGUUUGUAAAUUGAGAGCACUUCUAGGAGACUUGUGGCCUGGAUUGUAAACAUGGAGGGUCAAGAAGGUUAUGCAGUAUUUCAUAGACACACACUUGUAGAGAAAAAUGGAACUACAUGCCAAGCUACCGUGUAUAGAUGUCACAUACUUGAAUGUCAGUGUUAUUUAUUACACUCCCUCUCCAAGCACUUGGUGGUCACCCUCAUAAACGCCAUACACUGUUUGUGCUUCACUACACCACAGUCUGAAUUUAUAGCUGGAUAUUUUUCAUGACUCAUGUUUUACAUCUAGGUUGUUGCAACCACAUUUUCUGAAUACAAACUGAAGUGAGCUUGCUGAGCAUGACCACUGUUUUUCUCCUUUCAUAUUUAUGAAUUUUGAUGAUAAAAAACACAACAUUAACGAAUGUGUUUGAGUUUAUCGUUUUCCAGGAAGAAAGAUGUGGAAAAUGGGAAUGUUGAAUUUGUAUGACCUUGCUCUCGAAACCUGGUCUUCCACAGGUGUACAUGGCCUUAUGCAACAGAAUACUGAAAGAUGAGAAGGAUUUUGACGAGGCUGUGAAUAUACUUUUGCAGAGUUCAAUUAAUGUUAUUUAUUUAACUGAAUGCCGUGCGUAUUUACGUCAUUUUGUUAUUACACAGGCUGAUGCACAUGGUCAAAUGUGUCCUAUCAUGGCUGGUGGAUCGAUGCUAAUCCAUAAGGCUGGGAAGCAAAGCAGAGUGAGGGUUAUUGUAGUUUUACCCACUAUUUAUACUCUUUAGGGGUUACAGCAACUGCCGAAUCUGAGGUCAGGAUAUAUAGCUAUCGUCAAAGACAUUUAAUCUGUUUAGUCACUCAGCUAAUGCUGAUGUCUGCUGGACAAGAAAGCGCAUACACCAGUUACAUAAUUUACAUGAAGAGGAGGAAUUUGAAAUUAUGCAAAAUCAACUUGGACUACAAAAUUCUUAAUAUGUGAAUAGCUAUGCAAGUUCAAUUAGUAGGGACUUAGUGGAAAGUGUAAAUAAUAAUGAAUAAAAACAUCGAUUCAGGCAACAUUUUAAUAACAAGAAUAGGAAAGAGGAAGAACUUUUAUUCAAUUCAAUUCAACACAUUAAUGCAAAUUGUUCAUGGAUGGAUCCUGAGUUUGGAUUACUGUUACUGUGUGGAGAAGUUCUUCCUGUGUCUGUGUGGGUUCUCUCUGGGUUCUCUGGUUUCCUUUCACUGUCCCAAUGUGUAUUGGCUACUCUCAAUUACCCCUAAGUACAGGUGUGUGUAUGUAUGAUGUCCUGCGAUGGACCGGUGUCUCUUUCAGUGCCUCCAGAAUCCACAGUGACCCUGUUGAAUGAAUGAAAAUCAUUGCUAAUAAUCCACAGGAAGUGGGCACAGUGGUUAGCAUGUUUGCCUCACUGCGCUAGGGUUAGGGGUUUGAUUCCUGCCUCCACCCUGUGUGCAUGGAGUUUGCAUGUUUUCCCUGUGAUUUAGGAUUUUCCUAUGGAUUCUCUGGUUUCCUCCCCUAGUCCAAAUACAUGUAUGGUAGGCUGAUUGGCAUGUCUAAAUUGAAAGUGUGAGCAAUUGUGCCCUGGGAUAUACUCCAUGAUCCUUGUGACCGUGUACAGAAGAUGGAUGGAUGGAGAAGAAGAUAGCAUUGCAUAUUUGACAGUUUAGUACAGUGGUUUAAUAUAACAACACAGCUAUGAAUUCUGGGAUUGCAAGGCCGUACAAGGCUUGUUUCCAAAUGUGUAAUCAUUACAUUCAACAUGGAGCUGUACUUCCAAGGUCACUGUUUGUAGUCUGAGCACAACAUCAUGGUAGAGAUUAAUAGAAUUGAAUCCAAACUGCAGGGGGCAUCACAUCAGACAUGUUAUUGAGAUACUCACCUUUUAUAUUUAUUAUUAUUAUUAUUUAUAUUAUUUUCAGAUCAACUACUGAAAGCCAUAAGGAUGUGAACAGAAUCUGCAUAACAAAAAAUGUGUGGCUUAACAUUUUGUGGCUUAACUAUUUAUUUAAAGGUAAAAUUUUACCUUUACAUUCAUAUUCAUAUCUUCAUCCAUCUAAUACGUCUUUCUUUUUCAUCACCAUGUACACUAUAUUGCCAAAAGUUUUGGGACAUCUGCCUUUACAUGCACCUGAAUGUAAUAUAGAGUUGGCCUGUCCUUCUUCUGGGAAGGCUUUGCACAAGUUUUAAGAGUGUGUUUAUGGCCAUUUCUCUAGAAGCACAUUUGUGAGGUCAGGCACUGAUGCUGGACAAGAAGGUCUGGCUUGCAGUCUCCAUCCCAAUUCAUCCCAAAGGUUGAGGUCAGGACUCCAAACUCGCUCACCCAUGUUUUUAUGGACCUUGCUUUGUGCACUGGUGUGCAGUCAUGUUGGAACAGGAAGGGGUCAUCCCCAAACUGUCCCCACAAAGUUGGGAGCAUGAAAUUGUCCAAAAUGUUUUGGUGUGCUGAAGCAUUAAGAAUUCCUACCACUGGAACUAAGGGGCUAAGAGCAACACCUGACUUCAAUGAUUCAGAGGGGUGUCCCAAAACUUUUGGCAAUAUAGUGUAGCUGAACACAUGGCAUCCAACAUGCUCCAAGCAUAUAAAUCUGGAUGUGCAAAAUGUAUCUGGUAAUCUUAUGACAUGCCAAUUUAAACGGUGUAGUGUGUUAAAAUGUCCUCUUGGUUAGUACUGCUUGCUUUGUUUUAUCUAAAGACCUUCUGUGACUUUGUGUUAUCAGUUCAAUACGUGACAUACGUGUAACAGAUUUCAAAAUAAAACACUAUUACAGUC
Hemibagrus wyckioides is the source of this 4896-nucleotide messenger RNA. RefSeq names its product UDP-Gal:betaGlcNAc beta 1,3-galactosyltransferase, polypeptide 4 (gene b3galt4). The coding region runs from base 1101 to 2198 and encodes 365 amino acids. Gene Ontology annotation, molecular function: N-acetyl-beta-D-glucosaminide beta-(1,3)-galactosyltransferase activity. Lineage: Eukaryota; Metazoa; Chordata; Actinopteri; Siluriformes; Bagridae. The record is from RefSeq and is a predicted model, not a curated record. The transcript has 2 exons. Gene Ontology annotation, cellular component: membrane.